AUGGUGGUAGAUACUACAUACUAUGAUGCCCUGGGGGUACCUCCCACGGCCACUCUGCUUGAGAUCAAGAAGGCAUACAGGAAACUAGCCAUCACAACCCAUCCAGACAAGAAUCCCGGUGACGAAACAGCACAUACCAGAUUUCAAGCUAUCGGAGAAGCCUACCAAGUCUUGAGCGAUGAGACUCUACGAAAACAAUAUGAUAAGUUUGGAAAGGAUAAGGCGGUGCCCGGUGGUGGAUUUGAGGACCCUGCGGAGCUGUUUAGCAUGAUAUUCGGUGGAGAAGCCUUCGUCGACUGGAUAGGCGAGAUAUCACUAAUGAAGGACCUCACCAAGACAAUGGAUAUAACCAUGCAACAAAUGGAGGAAGAUGAAGAGCUCUCAAAGGAGACAGAUGCCAAACUCAACGUGAAAGACCCGGCGAAGUCGCAGUCUGGCGAAAAGCCCACCACUGCUACUCCAGCUGCUACCGUUGCCGAUGAUGAGGAAGCUAAGAAAGAGGGAACUGCUGGAGCUACUAGUGAAGCUGCUUCCGGAACCAGCACUCCUAGACGGAACUGGGGCCAACAAGCGAUCAUGGAUAAAUCCGAGGAGGAAGCUAGGAUGCAAGCUGAAGGUCUCUCGCAGGAGGAGAAAGAACUACGAAAAAAGGAGAAGAAGAAGGGUCUCUCCAAGGAACAACGGGAACAACUGGCUGCAUUUGAGCUGGAGAGGAAGAAACAGCGUGAAGAACGAGUCAACACCCUUGCGCGCAAACUGGUAGAUCGACUCAGCGUCUGGACCGAGACUGACAAGGGGCCCGAUGUCACUACUGCUUUCCAGGAGAAGAUCAGACUCGAGGUCGAGAACCUGAAGAUGGAAUCCUUCGGUCUGGAAAUCCUACAUGCCAUCGGAAGCACAUAUCACUCCAAGGGAACGUCUUUCCUCAAGUCACAAAAAUUCCUCGGCAUAUCUGGAUUCUUCUCGAGGCUAAAGGAUAAGGGUAACCUAGCCAGGGAGACGUGGACUACCAUCUCGACUGCACUAGACGCACAAAUGACGAUGGAGGAGAUGGCUAAGCUGGAAGAAAAGGGUGGUGAGGAUUGGACCGACGAGAAAAAGGCAGAGUACGAGAAGAAAGUCACUGGAAAGAUCCUUGCUGCCGCUUGGAGAGGAAGCAAGUUCGAGAUCCAGAGUGUCUUGCGUGAAGUCUGCGAUCAGAUAUUGAACGAUAAGGCUAUCCGCCUGGAGAAGCGGGUAGAGCGUGCCCAGGCUCUUGUUGUCAUUGGGAAAUACUUCCAGCAGGCUGAACGUGACCCUAACGAGGAAGGAGAAUAUAUGGCAUUUGAAGAGCUAAUGGCCGACAGCAUGGCGAAGAAAGAUGAUAAGAAAAAAUCGGCAGCCUCAGCAACGGCGGCAAAACAGUCUACACCAAACCCCAGCAGCACUUAG
Microsporum canis CBS 113480 is the source of this 1431-nucleotide messenger RNA. RefSeq names its product DnaJ domain-containing protein. Bases 1 to 1431 code for a protein of 476 amino acids. NCBI's taxonomy places the organism in Eukaryota, Fungi, Ascomycota, Eurotiomycetes, Onygenales, Arthrodermataceae. Gene Ontology annotation, cellular component: cytosol. The record is from RefSeq and is a predicted model, not a curated record. Gene Ontology annotation, biological process: protein import into peroxisome matrix. The transcript has 5 exons.